AUGGGUUCUGGACGCUUUCCAGAGGAAACUCUUCAGCGAAAUCUCUUCAAGGACUACAUACGUACAGCCCGGCCGUUCACCAACGACUCGUUCACGACACACGUGAACUUUCACCUCAGUCUGGUCAAGGUCAUCCACAUAGAUGAGUUCUCUGGAAGUCUGGAAGGCGAGUUCCACAUGUGGACAAACUGGCACGAUGAUCGCCUCACGUGGAACUCGGACGACUUCGGCGAGCUCAACUACAUCAGCGUCCCAACGACGGCGAUCUGGACUCCCAACAUCGUCCUCAGCAACAGUGCAGAAAAUGUGUAUUCACACAGUGUUGCAGAGAUGGCAGUCGUAACGUCCACCGGAAACAUCAGUAUUUCUCGGACUUCCAAACUGAAGAGUGCGUGCGACCUUGACCUUACCCAUUUUCCGAAGGACACGCAGGAAUGUCGGCUGACCUUCGCCUCCCAGACGUACGACGUCCAGUCGCUGACUAUUUCAACACAGUACGAGGACGACACGAACGCGUCCACCGUGAGCAACAGCACGCCCUGGUCCGUGAUGGGAGUCGCGUACGAAAGGGAGACAACUCAGCAAGACUUCCGUCGCGAGUACGACCAGGUGACGUACACGGUGAAGGUCAAGCGGAACUGUCCUUACUGCAAACACCUCUACGUGACGCCUGUUGCGUUGCUGGGAUUGCUGGUUCCUUUUCAAUUUCUCCUGCCAAUGAACGCCAGGGAGAGAUCGUGUUUUGUCAGUGCUCCACCGUUGGUGUACUACGGCCGCGGUAUGUACUGUCCUGGCCGAACACGUGUCCCUGCCAUCAGAUCUGUGGAGAAGGAAACGGGAUUCAUCAGUGAAGAGGACACGUCUCCAGUCACAUGCUGUCCAUCGCAGGUGUUGUCUGCACCACUGGAGACGUCGACGUCGAUGUUCUGGCGUCAGGAUUGGCCUUCUGGCUGGGCGCCAUGCACGGAUGCCGUAUUUAUUGACGUCAUAGGAAGUCUGAUGUGCGCAGACGCGCCGAAGAUCCCGCUAGGCGUCACUUCGGACGCGCCAAUCACGGAAGUGACGGACGCCGACACGAAGAACGCCGGGCUGGAACACCAGCUGGAGGCCGUCCUCGGCAUCAUGCACAGUAUGCAAAUCAACUCGAAACGUCUGCGCGCCGAGCGGCUGUGCCUCGACGAAUGGAGGAUUGUCUCCCUUGUUCUAGACCGACUCUUGUUUGUUGUGUUCUUGGUCAUUUAUUUUAUUACGUCACUGGAGUUUUUAGGAUAA
Messenger RNA from Gigantopelta aegis, 1272 nucleotides. Its product is annotated as neuronal acetylcholine receptor subunit non-alpha-3-like. The transcript has 7 exons. The coding region runs from base 1 to 1272 and encodes 423 amino acids. Gene Ontology annotation, cellular component: neuron projection; synapse; membrane. The record is from RefSeq and is a predicted model, not a curated record. Gene Ontology annotation, biological process: regulation of membrane potential; chemical synaptic transmission; nervous system process. NCBI's taxonomy places the organism in Eukaryota, Metazoa, Mollusca, Gastropoda, Neomphalida, Peltospiridae. Gene Ontology annotation, molecular function: extracellular ligand-gated monoatomic ion channel activity; transmembrane signaling receptor activity; neurotransmitter receptor activity.